AUGUCAACAAUCAGCAUUUCAGGAAUAGCGAUACCCCGCCUAUGCUUCGGAGUGGGAACCCUCAUGAAGUGGGCACCUGGCCACACUCAUCCACUUCCUACGGACAGCAGCGUCGAAAUUCAACAAGCGAUUGACGCGGGGUUCCGUCACUUCAACACUGGUGAUAUCUACACCAACAAUGACAGCUUUGCCGAAGUCCUCCGCCGCAGCAAUCUCAAACGUUCCGAGAUCUUCCUAUCCCUUAAGAUCAACACCUACGCAUCCCUAGGAUGUCGAGGCCGCGAUCACAUGAUCCAGGCCGUAAAGCAGGAGAUUGAGCGGUUUGGGAUACUAGAGGGCUAUGUCGACAUCCUACAGCUGCACUUCCCGCCCCGCGGUUAUGAUGGGAACAUGACCAAUCGCGAUGCAUGGCAUGUGCUGGAAGAUCUCAAGGAUGAGGGAGUUGCUCGCAUUAUUGGUGUAUCGAAUUGGACCUUGCCCGACUACCAUGACAUCUUCAACGCCAGCGACCUCAAGCACCCUCCACAGCUCAACGAAUACGAGUUCAAUCCUUUCUUGCUGUCUGAUCCCAAGGUCCGGCAACUCCGCGAGUUCGAAAUCAAGCACAACGUUGUCCCAAUGAACUAUGGCCUUUUGACAGCCGUCAGCGGCCGCUUGCCCACUAAAGACAGCACAGCAUUGUUGCAGAAGUUGAAAGAGCAGGCGAAGCAAACGAGGCUGUCCACAGCUGAUCUGCUGCUCAGCUGGGCAUACUACCGACUUGAUGGCAUUGUCGUGACAUCUACAUCGAAGGCAGACCGCGCUAAAAAGACCUUCGAGCUCCUUUCGGCUAAGCAAGCGCCUGUUAACGGUCAGAUCUACGAGGAGAUUGAGAAGGCGGCAACGCUGGAUGGUCCUGAAGGUUUCCAAACAAAGUAUCUCCAAGCAAAAAUUGCCAUGUCUCUUCUUGUGCUCUUUGGUUCUCUCGCGCUCCUUGCCAUCAGCUGGCUGCUGAGCCACAUCCUUGCAUGUCUUUCACUCCCUGAAGCGUACGGGCCUGCACUUGCCAGAUGGACUGAUGCAUGGUACAUCUGGAAAAUAUGGCAGGGCAAGUAUGAGGCGUACGACAUCGAAGCACAUAAGGCUGGCUCCAGGAAAAUCGUUCGCAUCGGGCCUCGCAUGUACAGCAUUGAUGACCCGGCCAUGGCUCGCGUAAUCUAUGGUAUCUCAUCUCCCUUGCCAAAAAGCGGAUGGUACGAUGCCUGGGGAGACCCUCGCAUCCUGAACCACAAUCUCUUCAGCGCGCGCGAUCGCGCCGUGCACGGCCUCAUGCGCCGCAAAGUCGCCAGCAUGUACUCCAUGUCGACAAUCAAGUCCUACGAGCCCUAUGUUGACAGCUGUGUUGCGCUUCUUCUGAAGCGUUUCGACGAGUUCACCGAAAGUGGAGAGACGUUUGACAUGCAGCAGUGGAUGCAGAGCUAUGCAUUUGAUGUGAUUGGUGAGAUCACGUUCGGCAGACGAGUAGGUUUCUUGGAAUCUGGCGGACAAGAUAUCGACGGCAUCAUGCGAGGUCUAGAAGACGCCAACGCGUUCUGUACACUUUCGGGCGUCAACGCCGUCUUGUUACCCAUACUUCUCGUCCUUUAUGGUAACCCUAUUCGUGGUAUCGCAAGUUUUGCGCGAAAGCUCCAAUCCGAGAGCGAUGAUAUCGACAUCAAGGAAAAGCAUGGCGGAGAGACCUUCCUGACAAAAGUUCAACGACUACAGAAGGAAUACCCGGAGGAAUUCGAAAGAUUUCGUGUUCGAACGCUUACUUUGACAGGAAACGUUGCAGCUGGAAGUGACACCACGAGCAUUUCUCUAACCAGUGCGAUUUACCAUCUUCUCACCACAAAUGGUGUCGCAAAGAGCAUGUACGAAGAGCUAGAUUCUCAAGGCUUCUGCUCUAGCCUCGAUGAACACAUCACUUUUGACCAAACCCAGCAACUUCCGUACCUCCAGAUGGUCAUCAAAGAAGCCCUGCGACUCCAUCCAGCCGUCGGCUUGCCCAUGUGGCGCGAGGUCGUAGGGUCCGGUCUGGACGUCGAUGGAACCCAUUUUCCGGCUGGGCGCAUCGGAACGCAAAAGUCUUUGGCACAAACGCCGCAGACUUCAUACCAGAACGGUGGGAUCCCCAACACGCCUCCUCGGAGACGUUAG
This is a messenger RNA of Colletotrichum fioriniae, 2178 nucleotides long. The record is from RefSeq and is a predicted model, not a curated record. Lineage: Eukaryota; Fungi; Ascomycota; Sordariomycetes; Glomerellales; Glomerellaceae.